This is a messenger RNA of Frankliniella occidentalis (western flower thrips), 6030 nucleotides long. It is a transcript of the gene twin, whose product is annotated as CCR4-NOT transcription complex subunit 6-like. The record is from RefSeq and is a predicted model, not a curated record. Gene Ontology annotation, biological process: nuclear-transcribed mRNA poly(A) tail shortening. NCBI's taxonomy places the organism in Eukaryota, Metazoa, Arthropoda, Insecta, Thysanoptera, Thripidae. Gene Ontology annotation, cellular component: CCR4-NOT complex; cytoplasm; nucleus. Gene Ontology annotation, molecular function: poly(A)-specific ribonuclease activity; protein binding.
UGAGCGCGUCCCACCCACCGCAGCGGCCAUGGAUUCCACUCACCAGGCCGAACCGCUCCAGGCCAACCUGUAUAUUCACCGUCAUGUGCUACAACGUUCUGUGCGACAAGUUCGCGACCAGGCAGAUGUAUGGGUACUGCCCCAGCUGGGCUCUGGAGUGGGAGUACCGGAAGAAGAGCAUCCUGGACGAGAUCAGGCACUACGCCGCCGAUAUCAUUAGCUUGCAGGAAGUAGAAACGGAUCAGUUCUACAAGUUCUUCUUACCCGAACUAAAAAGGGAUGGUUAUGACGGAAUAUUUUCACCCAAGUCUCGAGCAAAGACCAUGGCGGAAAGUGACAGGAAAUUCGUCGACGGGUGCGCAAUUUUCUUCAGAAUCGCCAAGUUUACACUAGUGAAGGAACACCUGGUGGAGUUCAACCAGCUAGCAAUGGCGAACGCUGAAGGCUCGGACCACAUGUUAAACCGAGUGAUGCCUAAAGAUAACAUCGGCCUCGCAGCCCUUCUGAAAACGAAAGAAGCAGCGUGGGAGAACGGUCUUCCAGACCCCCAACAAGUCCAUCAACCUCUUCUUGUUUGCACUGCCCAUAUUCACUGGGAUCCUGAGUUCUGUGAUGUCAAGUUAGUUCAGACAAUGAUGUUGUCGAAUGAACUGAAAGGCAUUUUGGAUCAGGCAGCGCAUUCCUUCCGCCCUGGACACAAGGCUGAUCCGGCUGCCAUUCAGCUACUAUUAUGUGGAGACUUUAACUCUCUACCCGACUCAGGUGUAAUAGAAUUCCUAACAUCAGGGAGGGUGUCAGCAGAUCAUGCAGAUUUUAAGGAACUAGGAUACAAAUCUGUGUUGCAAAAGAUAUCUGGUUGUGAGAAACCUAAUGAGUUCACUCACUCAUUUAAACUUGCUUCUGCUUAUUCUGAGGACAUAAUGCCUUUCACUAACUAUACUUUCCAUUUCAAGGGCAUAAUAGAUUACAUCUUUUAUUCCAAACAAAGUAUGACCCCACUAGGACUAUUAGGUCCCUUAGCUUCUGAGUGGCUUCGUGACAACAAAGUUGUAGGAUGUCCACACCCACAUGUUCCCUCAGAUCAUUUCCCUCUCCUGGUUGAAUUAGAAAUGGUUCCAACUCUGCCACCAUCAAAUGGUCUUAUACAAAGGCGGUAGCACAAUUUUAGCAAAAAGAAUCAGUUAAUAUGUAAGCAUUUGGUUCCUCUAUGUGUAUCAAGAUGAAUCACAGCAUAUCAAUACGUUCUAGGAACCUAUUUGCUGUUGCCAUUACAUCUCAGCUUUUUCCUUUUUCAAUCACUGUAACAUAACACCCUGCCAUUGAUGACCAAUACGAACACUCGUACCCGUUUCUGUAGGUGGACUGACUCUAAAUGGACUCUUUGUUAUCUCUCCAGACACGCAGAAGUCCUCAAUUUCCUCUAGUCUUAAUGGAAUCCUUCGUAUCUUAUUAUGUUUGGGAAAUACUUGAUUUCUGCUAAAUUUGUUUUACAAUUACCUUAAUUGUGUAUCUUUCUUUUACUAAAGUUCCGGUCAGUUUUAAGGAUCCUUCUUUAACAUGGUUUAUAGAUUGGUGUUAUAUUGUAAACUUCAAGUAAAUUCACUUCCUUGUUGGAAAAUUAAAAUCUUCAUUUUAGACUUGAUGUAACUAAUCUGUUGUCGUAAUCAUAUUAUAGAAAUCUGUAGCACAAGUGCCAAACUUGUAAAUGUUGGAUUAGCAGUAUUUUUGUUCUGUACACCAUGUUACGAAGGAAAUUUAGAUAUUUUAUAGUUAUAUUUUAUAGGUAUUUAUUAUAACAUGACAUUUGGUGAUAGCAGGACAAUGAACAUAAGCCCAGUGAGAAAGCCUCUGAAAGUCCUUCUCAUCCAUGUUACACAAAAAAGUUGUUCUAAAUACAAACAAUCUCUGUACCUCUCUAAAUAUGUGAUUCCAGUGGUCAAAGUCAUGUUAGGUUGUCAGAACAGGCAUUUAAGGGAUACAUUUUCUUUUGGAACUAUAUGUAGAUGUUUUUAAUUUAGGUGAGUUCCAGAAAGAUACAUGAACUUAUUUUGUGUGCUUGUUAUGCCUCAGUAUUAAGGAUUUUUCUCAUAAAUUGUAUAAGUGAUACAACAACAGAGGUAAAGUAAGGUGGUAGUUGAAGUAAGACUUAAGAAUGAAAUGAACCUUACAUUGUAAUUUUAUUGUUUGAGAUGGCUCUAGUUGUCUUCUUAUUCAAAUUCUAUCUUCAUUGCAGUGCAUUAAAAGGAAAUGAUACCCCUUUUUCAAUUUUUAAGUCAUAUUUUUUCACUUAUAUCUGAUCUUAUACUUUUGGUGGAAAAGUUCACUUGGCUACCUUUACUUUUUCCAUUCCAAUCACACCAGUGAAAGUAAACUGUUUCCAAACAUUAAAAUCAUGGGUUUUUAUUGAAAACAUUGUCAGUUUCUGAUGGAAAUCUUUUUUGUUGUUUCACUGCAGUGACACAGUGCCACUGUGUACAUAGAGAGCCAAUUAUUACCUCAUUAAGUUACAGGAUGUUCCUUUUGGUCUGUGCAUGCUAUUUGAUAGUUAACAGAUUUCUGACAUUUUUUAAAACCCUGAAUAAUUCUAUUACCUCAAAGUAUGAUUCAGAAAGGAACACCUUGUGUAUGUGGAAAUGCCAGGCUAACUUUGCUGCCCCAACUUAAAAUGAUAUUUUUGGAAUGGAUAUUUGUGUUCACGGCAACACCUGUGAUUGAAAACCUUCUAAACUUAUGCUGUCUCGCGAAGUACUUCUAAAAAAAUUCUUGAAGCGCAAUAUAUUAGGUGUAAAUUAACAGGAGAGCAUUAUCUUUGAGAGUUUCAUAAUAUUAAUUUAGUUCAUGCCUGAGAAAAUGCCGCUAUAUGAAAUCUUGCACUGAUAUCAAUGGAUUAAAAUGUUAGAAUAAGCAAAAUCUAUGUACUGUAAUGUGUCUUUUGGCAGCAACCCCUUUGUACCUAAUUAAAGUAUAAUGUAUUUUAUUGUCUUUGUAGUGAAGCAAUUUGUAUGUCCAAAAAUAAUUUCCUGUCCAUUUCAGACUAAAUUAAGAAACACAAGGAUGUGAAUGUUUUUCUGAUGAGUAGGUUAGUCAUAUUAGAUUUGUAGAAGCAUACUCCAAGUGGCAAUAUUCAGAUUACUCCUGUUAUAUUAAAGUACUUUACCUUGAAAAGCAAUCUUCUGUAGCACUUGCUUAGGUAUAGAUGUAGCUUCACCUCAGUAAGUAGGAACCCUAAAACAAACCUAGAAUUAAAGUUGGAGAUAGAAUGCCAAGCAAUCUGCCUUCAAUAUUUCGGCAUGAUAUACAAAUGAAUUUUGCUGCCCAAUUUUUUCAUCAUGUCCAGAGAUGUUCAUGUACAUGUUUGUGCAUAUUGCACAGCUCUCAUGUUUAUCACUGAAACUUGACUAGUGGUCCUCAAUCAGUGACUGCAUUUUAUUUAAUUUGUUAUCUACUGUAUUUCUAUUACGAUGUAUUACUUUUAUUAUGUAUUUGCAUUCACUGUGGUUUUCACUGAAGGAACACAACAUUUACUUGUUCUAUUUUUGUAUCUUAUUCUGAUAAAAUUAUACCCCGGUCAUUCAUUGAUACCUUUGCGUUGUACUGGAUUGGAAUAGGCUGUUGUUUUUUUUUUCAUCUUUUACCAGUUGUCACAAUUUCCUCCCGAAGUGACAUGUUUUAAACUUCUAUCUUUUAGUUCUAAGUCUAAAGCAUCUUUCAAACAUAUUACAAAAGGCAAUAUUUUUUGUAAAAAAUCACCAUCAAUUUUCUUGUGCGCAAUAAAUGUAUUUAUAUUUGGAGCUUUUGCACCAUGUAUGUUCGGUUUUACAAAGUCAUAAUAAGAAGACUUUUUCAUAUGAAGUGUUUACCUUUUGGAUUCAUUUACAUUGUCUAGUUUUUUUGUUUUGUUUUUUGCAUCUAUUGGAACUUUUUGUUGACCGCUGGUAGCCAAGAGUCAUGGUUGAAGAAUGAUUUUGUUUCUAAGAAUGCAUUUACAUCUUCAAAAAUUUCUUAAAUAAUGUCAAUCUUGGUACAUCUCCUCAUAUCUUGGCAUAGAAAACAACUUAAGUGUUAAUCUGUCAUUACUUUCGUUUUGUGGCUUUACAUGUCAAAAUUUAACACUUUGAACAGCAAAGUGCCUCUGCUCCCAGUACUUUGGUUUCUUUUAUCCACUUUUCAGAAAUAUUUUCAGUCUUGAAGUGCUGGAGAUAUUUGAAACAUUUAGUUCUUGAACCUGAAGAGUCCUCAUCAAUGUGUUAAGUAGCUUGUUGAUUGGUUUGUUCAACUGAUUGUGAUAUGGCUAAGCAUAAUUUAGUUUGCUACAUUUGCUUCAUAUAGUAAGACCUGUUAAAGGAUAUAUGUCUGCGAGAUUGACUUAGUUCCUCUGAUUUGUUAACUUAAUUUAUAAACCGUCUGACAUGCAUCAAAUUUGUUGAGAACUAUAGAUAACAAGGACACUAGUAUUAGAAUUAGAUAAAAUUAUUGGAUCAGAAACCUACAAGAUAUAUUCUUGAAUAAAGUAACAUAUGUUACUUUUUUUUCUUUUGCAAAAAUCUUCCCACUUUUAUUUUUAUGGUUUUUGUUGCUUACUCUGAUGCUUUGACAAAUGUUGAAAAAUCCAUCGUAAAAAUGAAAUAGAAACGACUUGAAGAUUUUUAAUCAUCAUACUGACCAAAUCUUAUGAUAACUUAAAAGUACAAAUUAAAAUUUGGGACGACUGUAUUUGUAUGCUGUGAAGAUGGUCUUCUAGUUUUAGGUUCUUACUGUGUGGAUGAGAGAAGCAUCAGAGGGUGAUAUAACAAGACAAGCCAUCAACAAUAAUUAAACUUGUGACAGUCUCAGGAAAAUGUUAUUAACUUUCAUGAAUCUUUUGCAAUGUAUUUGUUAACCAUUAAUUGUUACAACUUACCUUGGCUACUCCCACUUACUGUAUCAACUUUGCUACAUUAUUUGUGGAAGUAGUGUACUUAUAAAAUGGUAGAGGUGCCUAAUAAGAGCAUAUAGUAUCGAGUGUUUGGUUUGUUAGAUAAUGAAUUUGUUUUGUCCUGGCUCACUUCAACUCAUUAUUUGGAACUGUUUUGAACUUAGUUUUCUUGUACGAUAAAAUUAUUAUUAAAAAGCCAUAACUUUACUCACUGUUAAUUUAAUUGUGAGACUGCUAUACUAAGGAUAAUGUAGGGCACCGUGCCUCACGUUACUUAAUGAAGAGCACUAGUGCCUCACAUAAGAUGAAGCGUUGGGUGCUUUACUUAGCUAAUGUGCACUGGGUGCUCUACAUUAGCUAAUGUGAGGCACUGUGCCCUACAUGGCCAUGGCCCACCUAAUGCAUAGCAGUCUUACACUUGAGCUAAUAUGGGAUUGUUACAUAAAAUUUGCUGUACCUCGUUUGUCCUUGGACAGACAAAUUACCUUCUGUAAUUCAGAGACCAUUGUUUCCUUAAGCAUUCUGUUCAGGAAAAGCAUUUUAGGUGUUUGCUUUUGUUUGCUAUCCAAUGUGCGUUGUUGAGAUCUACAGGGCUGGGAGAUAAAUCACAAACUUGCAACAACUGAGUAUAAUGAAGAGGCUUUAUAGUACAAGUUCAAAUAUAAGCAUCCUUUUAUUAAUAUAAAUAUAUAUCUAUUUAUAAAUUUAAUAAAUACUAUUCACAUUAUGAUCAUUGAACUGAAAAUAGCGGAUCAAAGUCUUCUUCAUACCAAAUUUUAGGAAUCCAGCUAUACAUUAAAAUGAAAUUGAAGUGUUAUACAUAGCGUGUGAUCCCUGUUGGCAGGGAACAGUUGGUGGGUUGUAUGUGACUUAUCAUGCAUAUAUUGUGUGAUUUUACUAAAGCAUAGUCGAGAACCAUUUCGUAGAGGUGAACGUUGUUUAAAUUUGCUUUGAUCUCACAGGCUGGAACAAUUGCUGCGUAACCUUAAAUAUCUGUGUGUAGUCGUAAGAACUUUUAAUUGUUUUAUUUGAAUGAGGAUCUGAAAAAAUUACAGUGUUUUGUUACCUUCAUUCUUUCAAACUAUCAAAAAUGAAAUAAAGAGCAUAAACAAAUA